AUGUUGAGAUCUUUCUUUGUGCUAUUGGCAAUUUCGAUGGUGUUCGCGGGAGUCCCAACGAAUGAAGAGACGAAGAGGUUGAUGGAUCAUCUGUCUGAUGCUGAACAUUAUCGCAAUGAGCAUCAUAACAAGCAGUUUGAUCAUGACGCCUUUUUGGGAGAGGACCAGGCCAAAACUUUCGAUCAACUAUCACCCGAAGAAAGUAAGAGGAGACUUGGAGAAAUAGCGGACAAGAUAGAUUCAGACCAGGAUGGUUUUAUAACUCUCGUUGAGUUGAAAGAUUGGAUCCGCUAUACUCAGAAGCGAUACAUCGAUGAGGAUGUGGAAAGACAUUGGAGACAGCAGAACCCUAAUAACGAAGAGUUCGUGACUUGGGAGGCAUACAGAAAGAAUGUUUACGGAUUUAUGGAUGAUAUGGACGAGAAAGAAUUAAAAGCUCCUAACAGUGAAGGCUUCACAUACUCAAAUCUUCAGAAGAGGGAUCGGAGAAGAUGGACAUAUGCGGAUGCUGACCAGAACGAUGCACUCAACAGAACUGAGUUUGCUGCCUUCCUCCACCCUGAAGACCACAGCUCGAUGAGAGAUGUCGUCGUUUUGGAAACUUUAGAGGAUAUUGACAAGGACCAGGACGGAAAAGUAUCCCUCGAUGAGUAUAUCGGCGAUAUGUACAAGCCCGAGGACGGCGAAGACGAGGAGGAGCCCGACUGGGUCAAGCAGGAGAGAGAACAGUUUACUGGAUACAGGGAUACGAAUAAGGACGGGUUCAUGGACGAGCACGAGGUGAAGGACUGGAUCGCGCCGCCGGAGUUCGACCACGCGGAGGCCGAGGCGCGCCACCUCGUGUUCGAGGCCGACGCCGACGCAGACGAGAAGCUCACCAAGGCCGAGAUCAUCGACAAGUACGAUCUCUUCGUCGGCUCGCAGGCCACCGACUUCGGCGAAGCACUCGCCAGGCACGACGAAUUUUAAAUAUAACCUAUUUUAUUUCUGAGGGCGCUGACAAAUUAACGGAAUAUUAACACACACACACACACACAUAUCGCAUAUACGGUGCAGUAAUGUUACUUAUGCAAAUUAUGUAAUUUUUUAGAAGCGUUGGAAUAUUAUAUCUACCUACCUAAAUAAAAUAAAUAAAUAUAAAUAUUUACUAACAAUCACGCCACGUUAACUGGUCCCG
This is a messenger RNA of Bombyx mandarina (wild silkworm), 1177 nucleotides long. It is a transcript of the gene scf, whose product is annotated as Calumenin B scf. The record is from RefSeq and is a predicted model, not a curated record. Gene Ontology annotation, cellular component: endoplasmic reticulum. NCBI's taxonomy places the organism in Eukaryota, Metazoa, Arthropoda, Insecta, Lepidoptera, Bombycidae. Gene Ontology annotation, molecular function: calcium ion binding.